UUGUGUAUGAAGCUAGUAAAAAGUGAAUUUAGAUGCAUACUCGAAGAGGAACUCGAUGCUAUUCAAGAAUUCCUUCCGGAAAUGAGCAUCACCAUCAUCAAAGAUCCCGUUGUAUGUAAACCAUGUUUUAAUUCUCUAUGCACUCACAAUGCUUUCAUAAAAGAUUGCUUAAAAAUGAACGCAAAUAUCACAGGUACUUCUGAGAGUUCAGCUACAGAGAAUGAAAGUAAUACAUUGGCGUUUAAUUUAUUCAUUAAAUCCGAAAGCCUGGACAAAGAAUCGCAAAUUAAGGACUUGGAAGUAUCAGUCAAAAUCGAAUACGUAGAAGUAAAAUCAGAAUAUAAGGAUGGGAGUGACCCUCAACUGCGAUGCUCGAAUGAUGAAACAUCUGAGAGCAGUGGUUAUAAGGAUGCAGAUGUAGAUGAAUUAAAAAAUACAUGGAAAGAGGAGAAAAAGUCAGUGAAUGGGCACAAAGAUCCUUUGGAAAUAAGAUUGUACAAAUGUGAUAAAUGUGAUUACGAAACAAAGUACAGGACUGGCCUCAUUCAGCAUCAGGAGCGGCACAAAAGUCCUUUGGAAGUGCGAAAGUACACUUGUCAUUUGUGCGAUUACAGAACGAAUUAUAAGUCCGCUCUAACGAGCCAUCAGUUAAAACACCAAAACCCUUCGGAGAUUCUAAUGUACCGGUGUGAUACGUGCGAUUAUGAGACAAAGUACAGGAGCGGCCUUAUUCAACAUCAAGUGAAACACAAAAGUUCGUCAGAAGCACCGAUUUAUAAAUGCGACGUUUGUGAUUUCAAAACGGUGUACAGAUCCGGCAUUUAUCGUCACCAAAUCAAACAUAAGGACUCCUCGGAAGUAAGGACAUACAAGUGCGGCGACUGCGAUUACGAAACGAAGAUUAAAUACAGUCUCACGUCUCACUUGUUGACACACAAAGAUCCUUCGGAAGCGCGAGAGUAUAAGUACAAGUGCGACUCGUGUGGUUACGAAACGAACCAUAAGUCUCGCUUCACGAGUCACCAGUUAAAGCACAAACUUCCUUCGGAGGUACAAAUGUACUCGUGUAAGGACUGCGAUUACAAAACUAAACAUAAGGACUGUCUCGUACGACACGCGUUGAAACAUAAGGACCCUUCAGAAGUGUUCGUUUACAACUGCGAAGCUUGUGAUUUUAAAUCGAAGUAUAAAGUGAAUUUGACUCGGCAUCAGUUGGCACACAAAGAUGCUUCUCAGGUUCAAACGUACAAAUGCAGUGAGUGCGAUUAUGAGACGAGGUAUAGGACCAAUCUCAUUCAGCAUCAGGUCAAACACAAAAGUACGCAAUUGUACAAGUGCGACGUUUGCGAUUUCGAAACGAAGCACAGGCCCAGCAUUUAUCAACACCGUUUCAAGCACAAAAAUGCUUCAUAGGUGCAACAGAAAGCAAGGGCCUGUCAUAUUUCUAGUUAUUAAAUAAAUAAAUAAAAUCUAAUUGCAUCAAAGAUUUAUUCCAUUAUUACUAACAGACCUGGAUGGG
Messenger RNA from Anoplophora glabripennis (Asian longhorned beetle), 1519 nucleotides. Its product is annotated as zinc finger protein 761-like. Gene Ontology annotation, molecular function: DNA-binding transcription factor activity, RNA polymerase II-specific; RNA polymerase II transcription regulatory region sequence-specific DNA binding. The record is from RefSeq and is a predicted model, not a curated record. Bases 7 to 1413 code for a protein of 468 amino acids. Gene Ontology annotation, biological process: regulation of transcription by RNA polymerase II. The transcript has 3 exons. Gene Ontology annotation, cellular component: nucleus. NCBI's taxonomy places the organism in Eukaryota, Metazoa, Arthropoda, Insecta, Coleoptera, Cerambycidae.